Molecule: messenger RNA, 456 nt
Organism: Brettanomyces bruxellensis
Lineage: Eukaryota; Fungi; Ascomycota; Pichiomycetes; Pichiales; Pichiaceae
Exons: 1
Coding region: 1-456 (151 amino acids)
Biological process (GO): regulation of actin filament polymerization; Arp2/3 complex-mediated actin nucleation
Cellular component (GO): cytoplasm; Arp2/3 protein complex; actin cytoskeleton
Molecular function (GO): actin filament binding
Source: RefSeq, a predicted model, not a curated record
AUGGAUGAAUACGACUGGAGGUCAAUUGAUGUGGAUCAGUAUGAUCCGGAAAAGCAGUUUGUUCCAGAUGAUCUCGGACUACCAAAAUACACAUUAGAGGAUAUACAACCAUCAAUUCAACUAAUGAGGCAAUGCACCGCAUCAGGAGACACAAUACAAGGAAUAAAGGCAGCAGUUCAAAGCCCACCGUAUGGAGCGGCUAAUGAGGUGAAAUCGGCAUAUCUUCAGGCAGCAUUAGAUGUUUUAAGUACGUCAAAACAAUCAACUGCAAGUAGUGUUAUUUCAAAGUUGUCUCAGGAUGAACAAGAUGUAUUGGUGAAGCUUGUUUUUGCCCUCAUGGAUACAAAAGCAGGACAAAAGGUGGGUGGCUCGCUUUUAGGCUGGCUAAACAAGGUUGUGGAAGCUUCUGGAGAGGGAAGUUUGGUGAGAUAUUUAUCUGACCCAUAUAAACUAUAA